Ochotona princeps (American pika) is the source of this 1071-nucleotide messenger RNA. It is a transcript of the gene ZNRD2, whose product is annotated as zinc ribbon domain containing 2. Lineage: Eukaryota; Metazoa; Chordata; Mammalia; Lagomorpha; Ochotonidae. The record is from RefSeq and is a predicted model, not a curated record. The coding region runs from base 257 to 1003 and encodes 248 amino acids. The transcript has 4 exons.
GUGAGAAGCGCCCAGGCCGGGGGCGGCUCCAAGCGCGCCCAGGGCGCCCCUCGGGCUGUGCGGGCAGGCACAGACGUCGGCCACGGAGGAUCUGGCCGCCAAACUGCUUCGCCGUUGGGCGGACGGGGCAGCGGCCACGGCUACGUCUGUCCCUUCCCAACCCCGCCAAUCGGCGUUUCUGCCCUCCAUCCCCGCGGUCCGCACGGGGCAGGGUCACUGGGGGCAACGCAAGCCCUGAGCCGGGCAGGGAGAACGCAUGCAGGCCUCACUUCCGCCCCGCUCGGAGGCCGGCCAGGCGGGGACGGAGCCGUCGCGGGAGGAGGCGCUCCGAGUGCGCGUCACUUCCGGCGAGCCUAGUACUCGCAGCGACCACGGCAACAUGGCCCUGAACGGCGCUGAAGUCGACGACUUCUGCUGGGAGCCUCCGAGCGAGGCGGAGACGAAGGUGCUGCAGGCGCGCCGGGAGCGGCAGGAUCGCAUCUCUCGGCUCAUGGGCGACUACCUGCUGCGGGGUUACCGCAUGCUGGGCGAGACGUGCGCGGAGUGCGGGACGAUCCUCCUGCAAGACAAACAGCGCAAAAUCUACUGCGUGGCGUGUCAGGAGCUGGACUCGGACGUGGAUAAAGACAAUCCGGCCCUGAACGCCCAGGCCGCCCUGUCCCAGGCCCGGGAGCACCAGCUGGCCUCGGCCGCAGAGCCCCCCGCGGGGCCUCGGCCGGCCCCUCAGCCCCCCGUGCCCCGGCCCGAGCACUGCGAGGGAGCCGCGGCCGGGCUCAAGGCGGCCCAGGGCCCGCCGCCCAUCGCCACGCCCGGGCCCCCCAGCGCCGUCCCUCCCCUCGCAGACGCCGCCGUGGCCUGCACGCAGGCCGCCCUCCUGCAGAAGCUGAGCUGGGCCUCGGCCGAGCUGGGCUGCAGCACGUCAGUGGAGGCCAGCGUCCAGCUGUGCGGCCUGAUCCGGGCGUGCGCCGAGGCCCUGCACAGCCUCAAGCAGCUGCAGCACUGAGACCCCCCCCCCCCCCGAGAAAAAACCUGUGGGGCUCGGGGGAAACAAGAAGGCUGUUUCUCUGCGUG